AUGUCUGCCGAGGCUCCGGUGGGCGACGGAGUUGCAGAGCAGGCGCCCCCCGCCGAGCGGAGAUUCGUGAAGUAUCACGGCAGGAGGCCGCUUAGGGCAGGGGAAAGGGUGCACGUGUUCGACGCGGUGAAGGGCGACUGGGAGACUGACUGCGAGGUUGUGAGCGUGCUGGACGCGCCUCUCACGCUCGCCACGUUCGAGGUGCCCGCAGGGUCCGUCACGGUCACCAUCCGCAACGAGAGCGGCGUGGGUCGCCGCACCAUCCAGCCGGAGUUUUUUAGCACCAUGGUGAAAUGCGUUGAGGACGACCCCGCCGAGACGCUGGAGGACGAGCGCGUGGCCGCGGCGUGGGAGGCGGUGUUUGCCCGCUUCCAGGCAGGGGGCCAGGUCGAGCUGGUUCGGGAGGGCACCUUUCACGGCCCGCCGCUCCAGUCGGGUGGCCUCGACAGGUCCGACCCGAAGGGCCAGAGCGGAGUCCCGAACACCACUGACGCAGGAGGCGUCAGCUCGCUGCCCUCGACCAGGAAGGACGGCGAUGCCGAGCACCGUGCGGACAACCACGACCCGACCCCGAGGGCGGCAAUGCCGCCGUCGAGGGUGCCGCAGAAGGGCGUGAUGCUCCCCGACCUGCACAACGUGUCCAUCCUGGGGGACGACUUCACUCCGACCGCUCUGGGGGGCUCCUUGCCAGAGCCUCCGGCAUACGACCGUCGCAAGCAGAAAGUGUUGAUCAUCGGCGUGGGCUUCGGACUCAAGGUGAACGAGCGCCAGUUCAACAUGAUUCGGGACGCCGGCUUCCAGACCAAGGUCCUGCACGACGUCCCGAACCCCGAGCUGCCAAAUUUCGACAUGGCCCCUCACAUCUACAAGCUGAGGGACACGAUCAGGGAGUACAAACCCGACCUCCUGGCGGUGGGCUCCAAAGGCGGUGCGUACCUGGCCGUGCUGUGGAAGCUCCGUUAUUGGACUGGUCCUACCGUCGUACUGAAUCGGCACCCCACGCUGACGGAGCUCCCCAAGGACGCCAACGUGGUGCUGGCGCACGGCUCGAACGACGAGGUGUACCCGCAGCCGCGCAAACGCCUCGAGGCGGUCAUCAGGACUGGCGACCCGAACAGGUGCCUGCUGUACUACACCAACAACAGCGGGCUGCUGGCUGGCCGGACGCUCACGCGGCAGGGGGACUUCCACAACAUGGAGUCCCUGCUGCUGUACGACUGCCUCCCGCGCCUCUGCGACGCGGCCCUGUGCCGAGAGGGCCCCGAGAUGCAGCUGAUGCAGUCGUGGAUGCAGAUGACGUCUGACGAGCGCUCAGAGGCCGAGCGUUGGCUGGGAUUCUCCAUGUCGGACCUGCGCAGGCUCUGGGACCGCGACUCGCAGGGCGCCGGCGAGGGCGUGGCAUUCGAGGUCCCUCCGGGUUGCGAGGAGUGGGACGCGGUGAGCGCGAUCUUCAAGGCCCAGCCGAAGGUGGCGCGUGCAUACCACGACAUGAACCCCGGGAUGUGGCAGAACGUCGAGAUCGCCAGAAUAGACCGCAUCGAGAACGCGCCCCAGGACGACGGCUGCGAGGUGUACGCCAGGACCAUGCAGCGCGGCCUCGAGCAGCAGGGCCUGACCUUCCGGCCCGGCCUGCACACGCGGUGGGCCUUCCACGGCUCCAGCGCAGUCGAGGAGAUCGUGCGCGAUCCAGUGGCUGGCUUCCAGCCGCUGCUGGGCGGCAGCCGCGCCAGCACCGUGUGGGGCCCUGGAGAACGUACUUCGCCCGGGACGCCAAGUACGUCUACGACGGGGGGUUCUGCAGGGUCUUGCCUGACGGCAGCAGGCAGAUCCUUCUCUGUCUGCUCAUGA
Molecule: messenger RNA, 1848 nt
Organism: Prorocentrum cordatum
Lineage: Eukaryota; Dinophyceae; Prorocentrales; Prorocentraceae
Source: the annotation of a GenBank genome assembly